This is a messenger RNA of Brassica napus (rape), 2779 nucleotides long. Its product is annotated as psoriasis susceptibility 1 candidate gene 2 protein homolog. Lineage: Eukaryota; Viridiplantae; Streptophyta; Magnoliopsida; Brassicales; Brassicaceae. Bases 326 to 676 code for a protein of 116 amino acids. The record is from RefSeq and is a predicted model, not a curated record. The transcript has a single exon.
UGCCUUAAGGGCCUCUCAACGCAGAUGCCCUUAGGACCACAUUGGUUCCAGUGCUUUGCUCCGUUCUCUGUCACCACAUGUCCUAACGUGGUACAAUCUUCUUACUUGUAACUUGAAUGAAAACUACCAUGCAGCGAUCCCGUGCUUCCCUGCCUUUUAUGUUCCCCUACAUCUUCUACGUGGCGAAUUGUAAUUGUUGGAAGGUUUACGUAGCCAGAAAUUGCUCGAUCGUACUAAUAUAUAUGUACUUGUGCUUAUUUCUUAAAAUCUCUUCUUCUUUGUCUCUACUAAAGUUCUGGAGAGAAACAUCGUUAAAAUUUGAAAAAUGAAGCUCGGAAGCAUCAUUGCAGUUCUGCUAAUGCUGGUACUCGUCUCCGGUGAGAUUUCGACUAAAUCUUCACAGGCUCCGGCACCAGAACUACCCCUCGAAGCUGCAGAUUCGCCUCCAGUCCCCGCGCCUAUGCCGGAAGUUGGAUCUCCACUAGCAGAGUAUCCUAAUGAAUACUCUUCUCCUCCGGAAGUUGGAUCAUCUCCUUUAGCGAAGUAUCCGAACAAAUACUAUUAUCCUCCAUCAGAUUCAACUCCAUCUCCGGAAACUAGCGAUUCAAACUACAGCGACAUUACUGGAGUUGAAAAGAAAAAAACACUGGGACGCAAAGGAUAUUGGGCUUAUUAGACUUAAUAUUUGGACUUAAAUCAUAGUAUAUCGAAUAAGCUCUGAUAAUGUAGGAGCCCUUACGAUUUAGUAGUUAAUUUGAAUGUUUCUAAGCUUGUUUAUGUAAUCUACCAUUCAAGAAACAAGAACAAAGUUCCGUUCAAUCUCAUUAUUUAACUUGUUCCAACAUAUUGAUAUCAGUCUUUUUAGCAUCUGAAUGGUUAGAUUUUGUAAAAGAAAGGGUUAGAGAAUGCUAUUAGAGGUGGAAAACAAGCUGGUGAUACCUGAGUUCUAUGGCGACUUUGAACACUGGAGUAAGUUGGAAAACCUCAUGAGGUCCAUAAAUUAGCGAGACUUGUAGAGAAAGACUACAAUGAGCCAGCCCGAGGAUAGAUAAUCAAUGGAGAAACAUAGACAAGAGUUCGUAGAAAAGAAGCUAACAUACGUCAAGGUGAAGAACUACUUGCUUAAGAAAUAAAAAUCCAUCAUGGAUACCAUAACUUAGACGGAGACAGCCAAAGGAACUGUGGAAUACGUUGAAACCUAGUAUCAGGGAAAAUGAACGUGUAAAAUGAGAACAACUUCAACGUUUAAAACGGGAUUUCGGUGAAGGAAACAAAGAGCAUCACAAGGUGUUUCUCAACAGCGUCGCUAUCUCAACCGGUAUGAGAACUGUUGGAAAAGAAAUGCACGAUUCACUUAUUUGGGUCAAGAUUCUAAGACUAUCUCAGAAAAGUUUACAUACGUAAUAUGUUCGACUGAAUUUUUCAAAAACAUACGGUUUUAGGUGAUGCUCUCCAAAUGUGGUACAGCCUUGGAUAGUAUCUUUUUUCCUGGAUCAUUUGAAAAAGAUGGAUGAAGAUUGGCCUGGAGUCUACUAGCACAUUUUGUGUGGACAAUGGACUUCACCCUAAGUGGUGGAUCUAGAAAUUAUUUUGAUCUGGAGCAAACUUAAAAUAUAUUAACAAAGUAUUGUAUAUGCAUGGAUGCAUUAAUUAAAAAUUUAAAGAAAAUACAUUUAAAUUUUAAAAGUCAUGGUGCAGGUCAACUGCCCCACCCUUUUUUCAUGUAGUUUCGCCACUGUCCACCUUAUAACUAUAGGUUUUUCUCAGAUUGUGUUGCUACUCUUAUGGCACAUGUACACCUAGCUUAACGGCAACGAUUAUUCACGUGGAGAUUCUUUUUCCAACAGAGAAAACAAUGGACAAGGACAAGUUUACGCUCAAAGCUUUAUUAGUUUAUUAUCUCCAAAACUCAGCAUACUACACGUUUGUAAAGAAGAAAUAAAUCGACUAUCUAGUCUAAGAAAACCCUAAUUCAGAUUGAUUAGGAUGUUCUUAAUCCUAAUUUGAAUUGGUUUAAUUCCUAAAAUUAAUUACACUUGGUUUACAUUAAGACACAUUUAAAGUUAUCAUUUAUCAACCAUAAAGAGACUAAGACCAAGAGUAACCUCAGUCUCUUAACUGGGGUUCUUAGCUUUGGUUAAGAGACGGUUUUAGAUUUUCUUAGAUUUUAACUAAGAAAAGCUAAGAACCGUCUUUUAAUUAAGAGAUAAGAGCCGUCUCUUAGCCGAAAAUUGUAAAAAAAAAAAGUCAAAUCAUAAGUUAAGAACUCCGGCUAAGAGACCAGGAUUAAUCAUGCUCUAAACCACACGACCGUUCUCCAUCUUUGGUUUUCGCUUCUUCCUUUUUUUAUACGUAAAACACAAGUGUUAAAGUGCCUCCUUUUGAUCUUUAGAUCUUGAUCUUCUUGUUGGUCCAACCGAGAAGACCAAUAGAUUCUCAAUCAGGUUGUCUCGCUUAUCUUCUCCUUGAAUCUAAUCUGCCGCCAUUCUGGCUCGACUAGAUUGUUCAUCAUACAAACAAACACUACAAGAAAACAAGCAGAAUUCCGAUGGAGGUUCCGACGGACUUCAAUGUCGUCGGACGUUUGUGAUGGAUUUUCGACCAAUUUCCGACGAAAACCAAAAAUUUGAAGUCGUCGGAAUUCCGUCGGCCAUUUCCGACGGAAUUCAGACGAAACAUGGCUCGUCGGAAUUUUCCGACGACUUUUCGACGACAUUCCGAUAAAACAUGUAACCGUUGUAGUCGUCGGAAAUUCGUCGAAAUAUACCGACGAACUUCC